AUGCCAUUACAAUAUAGCCCGGCGAAAACAUCCAAGAUUUCAAAACGAUCAAAUUCCCUUAAUAAAUCUCCACUCAAGAAAUUUCAGCGAGAUGUUAAGAAGAUAGUUUUGCCAUCAACGAGAAUUUAUGACAAUAAAGUAACAAAGCAGCAACGGUUAAACCUGGCAUCUCCACAACCAGAAAGUACAUCUGAAGAUAAGCUUGUUGUGAAAGAUUAUAAUGUUCAGUUAGACUAUCAGCUAUCAUCCAAAGAAGAUAUAUUGAUUGCAAUAGAUACUAUUUUAGAGAACAGAUGGGCAGAGAAUACUAAAUUGCACAGUCGAUAUCCAACCAAAGGAGAUUCCACAGAAGAAAGGAUUCUAAGUCUCAAAGGUAUUUCACAACAGGUGAAAAUAGAAAUAUUGAGAUUUAGAAGGAAUCUACCGAAUGGUUUGAUCACCACUACUCAGCUAUAUUCGAUUUUCUUGAAUCAGAAUAAUACAUUUGUUGACAAAUCUUUGGAAUUAAAUAUUAGACAGGGAAAAUUAAGACGAUUUGUCAUAAGCAAUGCAUCACCCGUUAUUCUGAGGUCACUCAACAGAUUUGAAUCGGGUAAAGUGACAUAUGGCUUUGAGAAUGUUGAUCUCAUUGUUAAAUCUAAAGAAUAUUUUAAGUUGAUUAUGGAAUUAAAGACCAAAUUGGAGGAGGAACUAGAGGAUGAAAGAUUACCAACAAGUCUUCGUAAUAAAAAAGUUACCGGUUUGUCAAGUUUAGUCAAGUUCUUGAACUAUUUGCAAGAAUCACCUUCCGCCACAUCAAUCACAAGUAUGAACAGUGGACUUGCGAAAGAAGAACUCAGUCACUUGAUGAAUUUAGGUUUUGUGACUUUAUCAUCGAAUCAUUUAAAUGAAAUAGAGUCUAAUGAGUAUGCAAUUUCUUAUCCAAGUUGUGGAACGUACUUGAAGUUAGUAAAUGCUGGACGAUCAUGGUUGGUCAAAGUUUUGAACAAACUUAAGUUCAAGGAGCUAUUAGAGGAUCAAUUAAUUACAAAAUGGCAAGGGAUUAAUCCGCAAGGUAAUUCAAAGAUGAAUAAUUUCAGAGCUCCAUUCUAUGGGUAUGAUUUAAAUUGGGUAUUAGCGGAUGCGUUAGGCGCUGGGGUUGUUGAAGUAUUCAAUACACCGGUAGGCAGAGGUUGGAGACUAACAGGUAAAAUAUAG
Candida tropicalis MYA-3404 is the source of this 1197-nucleotide messenger RNA. RefSeq lists its product as uncharacterized. Lineage: Eukaryota; Fungi; Ascomycota; Pichiomycetes; Serinales; Debaryomycetaceae. Gene Ontology annotation, biological process: positive regulation of Ras protein signal transduction; protein phosphorylation. Gene Ontology annotation, molecular function: protein serine/threonine kinase activity. Bases 1 to 1197 code for a protein of 398 amino acids. The transcript has a single exon. The record is from RefSeq and is a predicted model, not a curated record.